AUCCGACCCGCCUCGUCAGUUUGAAGUCAAAAGGAGAUCAAGUCGAAGCCAUGCGGAAACCAUGUGCGCGCGGGUUUGCGUGUUUUGCAUUCAAUAUGUGGUCCAGAUCGUCGUGAUAGUGUAAUUUAGGCGGAUGUUUUGGGUGCUUGUUGUGAUGAUUUGGACGUUUGAAUCUGUUCCGACUCGUGAAUCAUCAUGGAUCAUGCUACCGGACCAACUGUGGCGAAGCGAAAAGGUACCGAAGAUGCAGACACAAAUGAGGCCAAAAAGCUAAGACCAGAUGAUGCUAAUGACGUGAUUCCAUCAUCAGUUAUGACUGCGUCAAACUCCACAUUGCAGUUACGGCCCGUACUGGCUGACGAGUACGUCCGGAAGGUUGUCACAGUGCCCGUCUACGUCGGACGAAUUGUCAAUCGCAAAGAGACGUCCCGGCUGGUCAGGUGGCUGUCUGACUCGAUACCGUUGGGCGAGCUGCAGCACCUGAAAAGAGUGCGCAGUACAGCAACAGGUAUGCAGGUCAUACUUCGCCCAGUCAAACAAGAUGACUCUGACGGUGCGAAGACUGUAGAAGACGUACUAAAAGCCGACCCGACUCUCACCGAAGGUCUGUCCGAGGAUGCGAUAGUAGUGCAUGUACCUCGGUACGUGCCACUGACAAGAUGCCAGUUCGAAGCGUCUAAUGCAAUCUGGCCAACGCAGUUCCACGAGGACAAGCUGAUUGCAAGGAUACUCGGGGACAAAUUCUUCACGACCAAGGACAAGGAAGAAAUGGAAGGUUACAUGAGAAUGGCUCUUGGAGCAGCUCGCAAAAGCCUGACAGGUGUUGGGGUUGUCGUCAUCAACCAGGACACGUCCACGCCUCUGGUCAUUGCUACCAGAGACGCAAGUCAUCCUCUCAAGCAUGCCGUGAUGGUGGCAGUGGACAUGGUUGCCAGACAGCAAGGUGGAGGAGUGUGGCCAGUGACAGCCGAAGAUGUCCUCUGUAAAGUCACACCUCAAGAACAGGAAGUGAACAAGAAGGCACCUUACCUUUGCACAGGCUACGACUUCUACAUCACUCAUGAACCGUGCACGAUGUGCGCCAUGGCGUUGGUGCACUCGAGAGUUCGCCGGGUCUUCUACGGAUGCCCGACGUCGCAUGGUGCUUUGGGCUCGCUCCGAAAGCUGCACGUCCAGCCAGCCCUCAACCACCAUUUCCAGGUGUGGUGCGGACUUUUGGAGCAAGAGUGCGCAGCCCUCAAUGACAGUACCCAAGAAGAUUGUGCAACCUCGACAGAGGUCAACAAUUCUUGACAUGGCAUUCCUGGUUGCGAUCUGGUGGUGUGUUUGUGACAUCUACGUAACCGUCAACUUAUCAUGUGUGGUGAAUGGUUGGGGCUCUCUUCUGCAGAACGUGUACAACAACGCACUCGUCACACUGGUCUAAAAAAAAAAAGGCGCAUUUGGUCACUGGCGUGGCAUUUGGGUUACCACCUUUCGUAUGCAUUCUUGACAACCUUGUACCCGUUCGUAAAAUUUAAGCAAGCCUCAACCAAUUGUCUCAACCAAUCGAGUGUGUCGAUUGGUUGAGGCUCUCUACUUCAGAAGAUGUAAAACACACACACCCAUCUUUUCCUUCUGAUAAAAUUAAGACGCAUUUUGACCACUGAUGUGCCAUCACGGGUUACGAUCUUGUACACAUUUGUGACGUUUACGAUAUCCUCUACCAAUCGUGUGUGGAAAUUGGUUGGGGCUGUCCGUUAUAGAAUGUGUACAUCACACCCCUCUUCUCGUUCCGGUAAAAUAAAGAAAAGAGACACAUUUCCACCACCAACAUGGCGUUCGGGGCUGAGAUCUUGUAUGCAUUUGUCACAUAUACGUAAGCCUCAACCAAUUAUGCUUGGUGACUGGUUGAGGCUAUCUCUAACAGAAUGUGUAUAACAUCACAACCCGCUUCUCGUAUCAGUGAAAUAAAAAAAAGACACUUGUUUAUGU
Molecule: messenger RNA, 1974 nt
Organism: Rhipicephalus microplus (southern cattle tick)
Lineage: Eukaryota; Metazoa; Arthropoda; Arachnida; Ixodida; Ixodidae
Product: putative inactive tRNA-specific adenosine deaminase-like protein 3
Cellular component (GO): cytoplasm; nucleus
Molecular function (GO): tRNA-specific adenosine-34 deaminase activity
Source: RefSeq, a predicted model, not a curated record